Molecule: messenger RNA, 294 nt
Organism: Penicillium concentricum
Lineage: Eukaryota; Fungi; Ascomycota; Eurotiomycetes; Eurotiales; Aspergillaceae
Exons: 2
Coding region: 1-294 (97 amino acids)
Source: RefSeq, a predicted model, not a curated record
AUGGUUCAGACAGGGUACAGGCCCGGACGUUCAUUCUUCUUCUAUUAUUGGGUUGCCACCAGUCUCUUCUGGGCUGUGCAUACCAACCUCGUCGGACCUGGUGUAAACCAAGAGCGCACACCAAGUGGUAUACUCUAUUUCUCACUCUGGUUGAGACCAAACUCGAGCACCCUCACCGAAGUCCAACUCCGGCCUCUUGUCUUCGAACUGGGCCUGGCUCAAACUCAUGCAUCCAAUGAUGAGACCGAAUACUGUACCAUAGAGCUACUUGUCAACGUUGAGUCCUACGUCUAG